UUAUUUACAAUCAACACGGCGACAAGGCACUCUUUGCCGUCAGUCACUUCGUGUGAUUUCGCUGGUUAAGGUUGUGCAAUUCAAGGAUCUGUGAAAAGAUAAUCAACCUUUUCCUCAUUGUACCGAGCCUUUGAUAAGGACGCAUCAGGAACUUGAGAAAUUUACUUCGUCCAAGCCAAGUUUUGUCCAACGAGCUCAGCGUCUGUGCACUGAUAAUGAAAUUCUUAAUUGCUGCAAUGGCAUUGGCGUGCGUUCUAAACGUUGUCAUAAACGCCCGCCUUUUCGGUCAACGACAGGAGGAGGCAGAAAUCGAUUUCAAAGGCGAAAUUGACCACGAGGAGGACGAAAGUUUGGCCGAAAAUAAAGAGCUCGACAGAGCUCUUCAAGAGAUUCUCUAUCAGGACGAAGACCAGGAUCUUUCGGCUCGUGCUGCUAUAGCCAACGGAAACGCUACCAUGCAGUGCCGUACAAUCUUACCAAAUGCCAUAUCAGUUAUCGGCUAUUCGAAUUACAAACAUCCCUGCGUGGCCUUCUGCAAGUAUCGGUACCUGGCCGUGGCGCACGGACGGGUUAAGAGCCUCUACGAUGCUACAUACAUCGCAAUGAAUGCCGUUGCAAGUUGCGGUGGCACAAACAACGAAUACGUGUGUGUCGGCAGUAGGUGUGUCCUUCCAUCAACCAAUGACGCCGAUAAUACUACCUGUCAAGCCCUUAUUCCGAACCCUACGGUUGAAACUCGGGCCUUUAUUGUCAAGCCCUGUCAGAUUCUGUGUGCUGACAUCGGCGCAUACGACGUUCCCAACAAAAGUCAAUUUCAGUAUGCUUAUCAGCCGGACGGAACUACUUGUUUUUAUGAUGGCCAGCAGGCAACUUGCCAGAAGGGGCAUUGCUCGCUACAGAACACGAGCACAUGAAUCGCUGGGCAAUAAGCUAUAUAAUUAUUAGACCGACACGCAGAGUCGAUUGUAUAGACAAACGGUGUUUUUCUUUGAAUUCGAGGAGAUAAGCGUCGCUUCUCCGACUUCCUUGGAAUAAAAUAUGGUUAGAUAACACAAAAAAAAAACUUGGACAUACCAGCGGCACACGAUAUGCGGCACAUAUCAACUGCUACAACGACUUUUUCAGCUAAGAAAUACACGGACGUAUAUUUAUUAGGAGGAGUUUAAUGAACGCUCCGUUUCAUUUCACUUCAUACGUACACUUCGUUUUGUGAAUUGUUUUUCUUCUAUUUGAAUGGAAAAGGCACAACGAAGUCCCACGAUGUCUAUUAUAACAAAGCGAAGUCAAUGAUCGCAUUUAACAUUGACUUGUCAAAAACGUCUUAACCAUUUUCCAGCCGAACUACCCGACGCAAAUACUUUUAUACGUUAAAAUAGUAAUAACAAUAUUAUUAUUAUUAUUAUUAUUAUUACUGAACUAGGUAUUUUAAUUGAUGAUCUGUUAUCUUUCCGGUAGCACCAUAUUUCGAUCACUACGGUUUCUGGUGGAAAAAUUAAGACAAAUGAUUUUUGCAUCUCUCCAUUUACACUGAAUUACGGCAGGUCUGCAGAGACCGAAACAGAUGAUGGUCCGAUGGUGCAAGGUCCGGGCUGUACGACGGAUGUAUUGAAAUUAGCCAUCCAAGCUUUUUUCAUUUUUGCCCCGUUGCUCAUAAGGUAUGUCGUCUGCCACUGUCACACGACGCUAUUUCUUUUUGUUAAUUCCGGUCGAUUUUUUCGAUGGCAACGGUUCGAUUACGUUAAUAUUGCUAGAGAACUUCGCAGAUAGAAAUACAGUUGAGUACUUAUCUUCCUUCAGUUCACAUAUCGCCUCCUUUUUGUGGCUAGCCUACUUCAAAUGAUUUGAAACUGUCCUUAGCGAUAUCGUGCCUAAUUUUCAUACUACCUCUAUAAACCUUUUUUUCGUGACCGGUUAACUAAGUGAUGCAUCUUUUACAUUAAAACGAAAACGACAGACGUAUUUCUGUGCGGUUUCUCUUCGUAUAUUUCGAAUAACGUACCAUAUAACUAUAAGCCGCAUGGACCUUUCUUUGUGCGUCUAGGCCGUAUCUUCACCAUAAUAAGACGGCGAUGCGACCUCAAACUACCUGAAUUAUAUAAUUUUGAAUUUAUUUAUUAGCUAAAGGUAAUAAACUAUGUUGUGAUGUCAAUCAACGACUU
This is a messenger RNA of Varroa destructor (honeybee mite), 2159 nucleotides long. RefSeq lists its product as uncharacterized. Lineage: Eukaryota; Metazoa; Arthropoda; Arachnida; Mesostigmata; Varroidae. The record is from RefSeq and is a predicted model, not a curated record.